CUUUUUCUCCUCCUACCACUAAGCCGUUUGGCUCAGAUUUGACACGCGCCCGCCUCUGCCGCAACGCCGCUUGCAGCGCUUCGUCAUGGACGGCCUGAUGUACUCGCCGGUGCUGCGCCACGGCGCGCCCGAGGCUGCGCGUGCAUCGUUGGGAAAGACGCAGUACCCCAGCGUAGUUGGCGUGGCAGGGAACCCGCAAGGAGACCGCCUCCUGAACAGCAUGGAUGCCAGCAACAACACCAACACGGGGAAACUCCACGCCAGCGGGGUCGCCAGCGGGGCCGCGAUGGCCGCGCGCUCUCCUCGCAGCACCGCGGGCUGGUCGCAGCCACAGCGCCGCUUGGUGGCGUCCGCGAUGCCCACGACUCCGAGAGGCAAAAGCAGGCCCAUCCUGGUGGCGCCUGCGGUGCACAUGACACCCAGCCCGUUCCCUGGCGCGGCUGCCGCGUUCACGCACCACCUGUCGCAAGAGCAGGUGCCGCCGCAGGCGCAGCAGCAGCAUCAGCAUCAGCAGCAGCAGCAGCAGCAGCAGCAGCAGCAGGCGCACGGCCCGAUGCCGCCGCCCCCCGUGGGGACGAUGCCUCCGCCGCCGGCGCCCAGCUCGCCGACCGCCGGCACGGACGGGGAGAGGCUCGCCACCACGCCGCGGUCGACCUCUAUGAGGUCCCCUAGGCGCGGCGCCAGUCAGAAGGCGGCGGAGGACGACAAAGCCGAAGACGGCGCGGGCAGGAGGACUCCGCCGCCGAUGCGGUUGCCAGGCAUGGACUUCCUCGUGAAGCUCGGCGAGCGCGUUCAGUACCUUGAGGAGCAGCUUAAGUGUGGCGAGGAGCCCUCGCAGCAGCAGGCGGCGCUGCGCGAGAGUGUCCUGGAGAAGGUCAAGAGCACGUCCCUGGAGGCCCUGAGACACUCCUUCAGCCAGCAGUCGGUGAACCUGCAGGAGCAGCUAGCCAACCUGCAGGACAAUGUGCUGUCCAGCCUUGAGAGGGGCAUGCGCGAGGCUGAGAGGCGCCUCCAGGGGCAGGUCGAGGAGAUGUGCGCCCAGGCCAACCGUGGUGGCACCGCCGCCGAGGACGCCGACGGCGUUGGCCUCAAGGAACUGCAGGAGAUGCUUGAGACGGAGCGCCAGGAUCGCUCGGACCUCGCGGAGAAGCAGAGCGACGUAUUGCACGGCAUCAUCCAGGAGUUCACGGCCUUCAAGGAGAGCGCCGAGUCGAGCUCGCAGGAGCUGGCGCAGCUCAGGGCCGAGG
Molecule: messenger RNA, 1247 nt
Organism: Prorocentrum cordatum
Lineage: Eukaryota; Dinophyceae; Prorocentrales; Prorocentraceae
Source: the annotation of a GenBank genome assembly